Molecule: messenger RNA, 3369 nt
Organism: Drepanopeziza brunnea f. sp. 'multigermtubi' MB_m1
Lineage: Eukaryota; Fungi; Ascomycota; Leotiomycetes; Helotiales; Drepanopezizaceae
Source: RefSeq, a predicted model, not a curated record
AUGUCUUCUUUGAACAUAUCCUCGGCCCCAGGGAUCUCUGUUGUACUGCGAAACCCUUUAGCUUCGUCAACAACCCUCCUCAGACCAAGUGGAAGCUUGCCUCGAAGACCUAGACCGCAUCAACAUGUUCGGGACUUCCGAUUGAGCAUGUGGUCAUCCUACCUCGAUCCUACCUUCCAGAAAGAAACCCAGCGUCGAUAUCGACGAAUAGAGAAACACAAGUAUAUUGUAGCAUUGAAUAGGAAGCUGUCUUGGGAUCGGCACUUUCCAAUAGACUCCAAGCAUGCUGGGCUGAAGGGCUUCAGGUGCAGCGCAUGGCGGGGUCAGGAUUCCGGAGGUGGUGGACGAUGGCUCAAUGUGGAUGACUUGAAAAGUGUCGACGAUUUCCAUCGACACAGUCAGGAACCCCAGUCUGGCGGGAAUGCACCUGCAAGGAACCGUCGUAUUGUCUAUGAAUACAUCCGUGAUAAAUCACCCAUGUUCGGCAGUAAAGGUGCCAAUUUCACCAAGCCGGAGCCAGACGCGACGUCCAGAACCGACUCAUCAAACGAUUCAGCGAAUUCCAUAACAUAUGGACAAGAGGGAUUCCGGAAACGGUUUCACCAGUAUAUGGACACCUCCAUCGAGCCCGAAUAUGAGAUUGACCCGAUUACUAACCGAAGAACUCCUAAAGAGUCCUCCGUGACCAAAAAGAUGGCACCAAGUUCAGACGACAAUAGCGUGAAAGUUUCCAAAGAAUAUCAAUCCCAAUUCCACGAAUUUGAACCGCCGACUGCAUCGGCAGAUAAAACCUCACCAGAAUCCGCGAAUGAUUUUAACUCGCAUCGAGACAGCUCAAGAAAGUUAUUGGAAUUGGAAGAGCCUCUCCAGAAAACAGGUCCUGACCAAGACGGCUUGAAUGUUUAUGAUGAGAAAGCCGACUACGAAUUCGGGAAAUUCUAUGACUGUGCUGGCUUGGAACUGGAUUACUCUGACUCGGUGCAGAAUGGACUGAAACAUUACGACAACAAGAUAUCGGGUGGGAAAGCAUGCACCGAAUCGGAAGACAAGAUCGCUAAGAGUGCCCAUGAACCAGCAGAGCACGAUGCCGAAGCUGACCACAGUUCAUGUAGCUACAGUAAGAGAUCUGAAGUAAAGACCCUGACGGAGGACCCUGUUAUGCAAGCGAUGAACGACUGUGAAUCGACACCAACUGAACCAGCAGGGUCUGUCAAAAAGUCUGAUAUGGCGUCUGAACCACUGGGUCAUUUUGAACACGCGACCAAGGAGUACGACGUCUCCGAAUGGUAUAGGCAAUCACUGAAACGAAGAUAUGGAGAUGAUUUGGUCAGAGCAAUCAAGGACUACGAGGUCAAAUUCCCCCGCUCCACGAUGAGUUCUACAAGCGGCGAGACAGACCUGGAGAAACAGAACCCUGUCAUGAAAGCACUUGAGGAGUACGAAAUAACUUCAGAAGAAACAAAAAUAACUCAUGAUGGAAAUGGCGGGCGACUUGACCCGGUUUUGAAAGCGUGCCGAGAGUACAAGAUAGCCAGUCAAAAAGAACCAGUAGACAGUAUGGAACUGUUGAGCGCAGCUGGAGCCCAAAGCAACCUCGAUAGGGUGCUAAAACCCCCCGAGCAUGGCAGAUCUCACGCCGAGAAAAGCGCAGAAGUCUCAAAUAGCCAACAGGAAAAUCUCCCUGUCCAGGAGGGACUUGAAGCGUACGAUGAGAAGAUCAACAACUACCACUUACCUUUCAAUGGCAAGAAUAGACCUAUCAACACAUUUUCGUUUUCUCCCAAGUCCUUUAACGACAGGAAGUUCAAGCCUGUCGUCGACGACGCUGCGGAAGACCUCGAUCUGCUGAGAUCAAGCGAUGUCCGUGCAGCGUCUGGGAUCACCAAAGGCCAUUUGAAGGAGAAUGAAGCGCAGAAAACGGCUAGGCGAAGGGAGCUUCAGCAUGACUUCGAGACCUUCUGCCAUACGACUGCACCCCCUUUCGAAAAGGUGCCAGGCCUCGAGAACUCUCGGAAGCUCGUAGAGGACCUCAGGAUCGAGCACAGUGAGCUUCUGAACCAUGCUGCUCAUGCCAGGGGACGCAUUGAUGCAAAAAUUGCCGAAGUCGAAGCUGGCUGGCCCGAGGAGCCCACGAGGAGCCCGAGGAAGAUGACGGGUAAUUUUGUGCGUGAUUUCCCCGAGGAGUUCGAGGCAAGCUGGGCAGCGAAUCCAGGCUCGGAGACAUUGAUGUCUAAGUCCAAAGCAGGAAAAGACAGUAACACAGAGCCAUUUAUCAUUGGGACUGCGCCGAAUGAGCCUUAUUCAGCAAAUCCCGGAAAUCCCAGAAUGGAAACUUCGCUUGAUCGCGCCCUUUCUCAAAAUGUCGAACGGAAGGUAGAAGAAGAUUUGAUGCAGGGCGAGGGAGACAUCGCGCCGACGGUGAGACUAUUUUCCCCUCCAGAGUCCCAGCAGAAAAUCGACAAGAACGCUUCGCGACAUACAGAUAUGUCCAGGCGAAGAACCGCAGAUUUCAUGCCGAAAUCAGCGGGAGAGAAGGAUUCUAGUCCGAUCCGCGCGGUCCAGAGCAUUUACGAAGAUGCUCAUGGCGAAGGUAACCCUGCGCAUCGUGAAGUCCCAGUCUUUCAGCCCGCACCUUUCGAAACAAAAUAUACCAACACCUCAGCAAGCGGCGGGCAAUCUUCAGACUCCUUGGCCAAAACCCCCGAACCAACACUCUACAAAAUCCUCGCCUACGACCCAACCAUGCAAUCGGUUAGCACUGCCGAGACGACCUCCAUCGUCCCAGAUUCCUCAGAUCCCCUAACACCGGCCGAAGUGCUCCUCCGGCUCUCCAACCCCUCGAAGUUCUUCCCACACUUUUCUGCGCUACAAUCCCAAGGCUACGAGAUCGUCGCUGGGAGCGGCGACGUGCUCGUUUUUCGAAAAGUGCGCUCUGGCCCCGCUGCUGUAGCGUCGUCUAAAAUUAUCAAGAGCGAGGGAGACGCGGCCGCUGAGCUAGCAGCGGCAGAGCGUAUGCGUGUCACGAACCCGAUCGACGGCAUGCAAGCCCCCCCAAUGGCCGCAACUGGUGAUUUCGCUUCCCCGACCGGGUUCGUGAACCAUGAUCUCCCUCGCGGCUCGGAGGACGAGAUUCCAUUUAAAUCCAACAUUGACGUGAGGCGUGAGGAGCCUGUUUUCAGUGGUAGGCGCAAUUGGAAGGAUGUCAGUAAUAAGGGGGAGAGGGGAAAGAAGAAGAAGGGAGGGAAAGGUAGGGCGAGGAAGGUAUUUGUUGGUGCGAUUGGUGUGGCAGGGUUCAGUUAUGCUCUGGGUGUUAUGAGUGAGUUCUUUCGGGCGGGGGCUGCUGGUGGGAAGGGGCCGGGAGGGGUUUGA